Arachis stenosperma is the source of this 1600-nucleotide messenger RNA. RefSeq names its product GDSL esterase/lipase At4g10955. The record is from RefSeq and is a predicted model, not a curated record. Gene Ontology annotation, biological process: lipid metabolic process. The coding region runs from base 324 to 1352 and encodes 342 amino acids. NCBI's taxonomy places the organism in Eukaryota, Viridiplantae, Streptophyta, Magnoliopsida, Fabales, Fabaceae. The transcript has 3 exons.
UCGGAAAGCAACCGGAGUACCACGGCUAAUCAACCACCAUUUACCAGUCACCAAAUACCAAUAAUUCUUAAAUACUAAACAACACUGCAUCGCUUCCAUUUUAAGCUCACCCCCCUCAGCAUUCAGCUUCUGCAUCUCUUCAUUCUCAUUCUAUUGUUUAGGUAUCGUAUCAAUCUUAUUUCCAUUCACUCCCUGCAAUUUGGUUUUCUUACUGUUACAGAUGCAAUGUAACUCGAUCUCUACUUUGCAUUUUGCUAGUUGACUUUGUCGAUGCUAAUAACUAAGGAAGACAUCUGCGGAGUUAGGGUGUUACUGUUACUGUAAUGGCCUCUGAGAGGGAAAGUUUUGACCUCUCUGGACCCUUAUAUUUAACGCAUGUUGACUGGGAUAAUCCGAAUCAUCGAAAGUCAGUUGCUGCUAGUUUGGUCCAAGGUGUUUAUGUGCUAGAAAAGGAUAGACAAGAACGACGCGAAGGGACAGAUGCUCUAGCAUCGCCUUGGUGGGUUUUCUUCAACUUUCAGUUACUCCACAAACUUGUUGAUGAUGUUGAUUCCUCUAUUUUUGGUGCAAUCUAUGAGUUCAAGCCUCCAUCAACUUACUGCAAUGACACUCUUCAUAGAAGUCCACAUUAUGUCGUUGCCUUCAGGGGAACCAUAACGAAGGCAGACUCAGUUUCGCGUGAUAUUGAGCUGGAUAUGCAUUUUGUGCGAAAUGGUCUUCAUCAAACUUCGCGCUAUGAAAUAGCUAUCCAAGCUGUUCGAAACAUGAUAGCUACUGUUGGUGAUUCAGGUAUCUGGUUGGCUGGUCACUCUUUAGGAUCGGCAGUGUCAUUGCUUUGUGGGAAAACCAUGGCCAAGAGUGGGAAUUUCAUUGAAUCAUUUCUUUUCAACCCUCCAUAUGUGUCUGCUCCAAUUGAGAGAAUAAAGGAUAAGAAAGUGAAGCAUGGGCUUAGAAUUGCUGGCAGUGUGAUAACAGCUGGACUCACCCUUGCUGUGAAAGCUAAGCAGAAGAAGAGUUUGUCAUCUGAUCCUUUUGCUGCUUUCUCUGCUUGGGUUCCAUGCUUGUUUGUGAAUCCAUCAGAUCAUAUAUGCUCUGAGUAUAUUGGAUACUUUGAACAUAGAAAAAAAAUGGAGGAGAUUGGUGCAGGGAGCAUUGAGAGGUUAGCCACACAAAACUCCCUUGGUUGUCUGCUGAUGGGUGCAUUUGGGAAGGAAUCUGAACCACUCCACCUCAUUCCUUCUGCUUCUGUUACAGUGAAUUUGACUCCUUCAAGAGAUUUCAAAGAAGCUCAUGGGAUUCACCAGUGGUGGAAACCUCACUUGCACCUCCAAUCCAAACUCUACAAAUACUAAUACUACUUUCUAGUUGCAACUUUUAUCUUUUUGGUUUUCCAUGUGAUGCGAGGUUAAAUGGAUAUUAAGCACAUAUCACGCUGUUAAUUAUUAGUUAUUGGACAUUGUAGAUAAACAGUAUUGUUUAUUUUUAGGAAUUGUUAGCUUUCGGGAAUCAAAUCUCAGCUUGGUUAUGUUUAUUAUUAUACCUUAUUCCUUUAUGCAUUGAGUAAUUAUGUAUACAGAUCAGCACAACUUAUUCUUUGUUA